Messenger RNA from Carlito syrichta (Philippine tarsier), 1135 nucleotides. It is a transcript of the gene GDPD3, whose product is annotated as glycerophosphodiester phosphodiesterase domain containing 3. The transcript is spliced from 10 exons. Gene Ontology annotation, molecular function: phosphatidylcholine lysophospholipase A1 activity; phosphoric diester hydrolase activity. Gene Ontology annotation, cellular component: endoplasmic reticulum membrane. The record is from RefSeq and is a predicted model, not a curated record. NCBI's taxonomy places the organism in Eukaryota, Metazoa, Chordata, Mammalia, Primates, Tarsiidae. Gene Ontology annotation, biological process: glycerophospholipid catabolic process. The coding region runs from base 87 to 1043 and encodes 318 amino acids.
CCCACACCGGCUAGGCAGGCAGCACAGUCCCUCGGGACAGCUGAGCUUGCCGCUGCAGAGCCAGAGCCGGCUGCAGGAGCACAGCCAUGAGCCCCCUGCUGUGCUACGCCCUCCCUGCCCUGGGCAGCUAUGUCAUGCUCUCCAUCUUCUUCCUGCGCCGGCCUCACCUGCUGCACACACCCCGGGCUCCAACCUUCCGCAUCUGCCUAGGGGCACACCGAGGAGGGUCUGGAGAGCUGCUGGAGAACACCAUGGAGGCCAUGGAAAACUCCAUGGCCCAGCGAGCCGACCUCUUGGAGCUCGACUGCCAGCUGACAAAGGAUGGUGUGGUUGUGGUGUCACAUGAUGAGAACCUGUUGCGCCAGUCAGGCCUGGACAAGGAUGUGGGCAGCCUGGACUUUGAGGACCUGCCCCCCUACAAGGAGGAGCUGGAAGUCUACUUCUCGCCAGGCCGCUAUGCCCGCGGGUCAGACCGGCGCAUGGUGAGUCUGGAGGACUUGUUCCGGAGGUUCCCGAGGAUACCUAUGAGUGUGGAGAUCAAAGGGAAGGACGAAGAGCUCAUUCACAAGAUAGCAAGCCUGGUGAGGCGCUUUGACCGCAACGAUAUCACCAUCUGGGCCUCAGAGAAGAGCUCAGUCAUGAAGAAGUGCAAGGCCGCCAACCCCGAGAUGCCACGGUCCUUCACGAUAACCAGAGCAGCCUGGGUGUUGCUGCUCUAUUACCUGGGGCUGCUGCCCUUCAUACACAUCUCUGAGAGUUUCUUCUUCUGCUUCCUGCCCACCAUCAUCAACAGGACCUACUUCCCAUUUCCCUGGUCUGGGCUGAACAAGCUGACAGCUGCGGUUACAAAAUGGUUGAUCAUGAGGAAGAGUCUGAUCCAACACUUGCAUGAACGAGGGGUGCAGGUGGUCUUUUGGUGCCUUAAUGAAGAGUCAGAUUUUGAAGUGGCCUUCAACCUGGGGGCCUCUGGCGUCAUGACCGAUUAUCCCACGGCCCUGCGGCGCUACCUGGACAACCACAGACCAGCUGCCCUAACCUUCUAAGUUCCACAGACCAGCUGCCCUAACCUUCUAAGUCCCGAAGUCCUCACCCCUCACCCUCUCCUCUGUUUCUCUUCUUGAAGAAUAAACAUUUU